AUGCGCGCGCGCGCGAUCCAUCGCUACGUCGCGAGCGCGACGGUGGACGGUCGGGAGGAGGCGUUCGCGGACGUCGUGGGAGCGCUGGUGACGAUGCGGGCGUCGUUCGUGACGUUCGUGGACGAUCGAGCGUCGAUGGAUCGAGCGUUGGAGACGACGGCGCGCGCGGCGGCGCGGACGGGACGGGCGGCGGACGCGACGGCGCUGCACGGUGAUCUCGCGCCGCACGCGCGCGAGCGUGCGUUGAACGAUUGGAACGCGAGGCGGUACGUGGAAGACGGUGAUGUGGGGGUGUUGGUGACCACGGACGCGUGCGCGCCGAGGCGGGCGCGAGGCGAAAGAGCGGCGCGCGUGAAAGCGCUCGUGCACUACGACUCUCCGAGAGACGCCUCGACGUAUCGCGCGCGGCUGACGAGCGCGUUCGCGGACGAUGCGUUGGAUGCGAUGGCGAACGAGGUCGGCGCCGACGCCGACGGGAGUCAUAGGGUUGUGAUUUCGCUCAUCGUCGGCCCGGCGGAGGCGACGCGCUUCGUCGACGUCAGCAAAGAGCUCAAUCUCGACGCGUCGGAUCUCUCGCUCGACGUCCUUCGGCCGCUGAAUCCCGCGAUAGAAUGUAAAGUAUAG
Ostreococcus tauri is the source of this 624-nucleotide messenger RNA. RefSeq lists its product as hypothetical. The record is from RefSeq and is a predicted model, not a curated record. The transcript is spliced from 2 exons. Lineage: Eukaryota; Viridiplantae; Chlorophyta; Mamiellophyceae; Mamiellales; Bathycoccaceae. The coding region runs from base 1 to 624 and encodes 207 amino acids.